AAGGAAUUCCAUUUCUUCUGAUUUUGUUUAAAAGGAGUGAAAUAACCAAGAAAAAGAAAGGAAGUGAAGGACCUUUUUUCAUUUUAUGAUCCGAUGAAUUUACAUUAAAUCCUCCGUUGUGAUCACCGAUUGCUACCGGAUUCGUGCCUGAUUUUCUGGAUAAGGUGUGCCUUUUUCUUAUUUGUUCGAUGAAUGAAGGAUGCAAUCAUUUUAUUGUAAAUCCGCAUUUCCUAUUUGAUCACUGCCUAUUUAUUUAUUCUCGGAUCUGUUAGAUUUAGCUUUAGCUUCAAUUCCUCUGUGUUUUCGCAACAAUUGUUUAAUUUAAUUCGAUUCUGACAGUAUUUGAUUAGUUAUUGGAUUAGUGCUGAAUAGGGAGAAGGUAUUUACUCUUUCAAUUGUAGUCCUUUUUGUGAUUAUUUCUCCAUUCAUGCUCUAUUUUACAUUUUCUUCGUUUUAGAAAAGAUGGAGGUGGAUCAAGGUAAGCUCUUUAUCGGUGGGAUUUCUUGGGACACGAAUGAGGAUUGUCUUAAAGAAUAUUUUGAAACAUAUGGGGAUGUUGCGGAGGCAGUGAUCAUGAGAGACCGAACCACAGGUCGUGCUCGUGGCUUUGGCUUUGUUGUCUAUGCAGACCCUACCGUUGCUGAGAGGGUGGUUAAGGAGAAACACAUGAUUGAUGGACGAACUGUGGAAGCCAAAAAAGCUAUUCCUAGGGAUGACCAGAACCUUAUAAAUCGAAACAGUGGCAGCAUGGAAGGUUCACCAGGACCUGGACGCACUAAAAAGAUAUUUGUAGGAGGGUUAGCAUCUACAGUCACUGAGAAUGAUUUUAAAACUUAUUUUGAUCAGUUUGGUACCAUAACAGAUGUUGUGGUGAUGUAUGACCACAAUACGCAGAGACAAAGAGGUUUUGGGUUUAUAACAUAUGAUUCGGAGGAGGCAGUAGAUAUGGUGUUGCAUAAAACUUUUCAUGAACUCAAUGGUAAAAUGGUUGAGAUAAAGCGAGCAGUUCCCAAAGAAUUGUCUCCGGGACCCAGCCGGAGCCCACCUGUUGGUUAUAACUACGGGUUUACUAGACCUAGCAGUUUCAUGAAUAACUAUGCCCAGGGAUAUAAUCUUAGCCCAGUUGGAGGUUAUGGAGUUAGGAUGGAUGGUAGAUAUAGUCCUCUAGCUAGUGCUCGAGCUGGUUUCUCACAUUUUGGUUCUCCUGCAUAUGGACUUGGUGUCAAUAUGGUGCAACGUUUGGGUGGUGGCUUUGGAGGGGGCUCUAACUUCAACAGCAACUUAGGUUAUGGCCGUGUUCUGAACCCGUAUUUUGCCAGUAACCAGAGCAGGUACAACACACCGAUUGGUUUCAAUACAAGUAACAGCAGAGGUGAAUCUUUUCUAAACUCUUCGCCUAGAAGUGUAUGGGGAAACGAUGGACUUAAUGCUUCCCCAAAUAGUGCCGCUUCUGCUUCAUACUUUGGUUCUGGAAGCGGUGGUUUCGGAGUCUUCGGAAACAAUGGAACAAACUGGGGUACUUCCCCUGUUACUGGGUCCCUCGGAGGAGGAUCUUCUGGCUACAAUGGUGGAAACUUUGUCUACCGAGGUGGAGAUAAUAAUUAUUCUGUGGGAGCAGGAGGAUUUGGAAGAAACACCGGAACUGGUGUGGCUACAACAUCUUCAUUUCCUGCCUCAACUGGUGAUUAUGAGGGAUCCUACGGGGACUUUUACCGUAGUGGUUCUGUGUACAGUGAUCCGACUUGGCAAACUGCAUCUUCUGAGCUUGAUAAUUCUAAUUCGUUUGGCUAUGGGCUUGGAAACCCAGAAGAUGUUGCCGCUAAAGAUUCUGAGGAUUAUGUGGUCGGAUAUGACCUUCCAACUAGGCAAUCCAGUAGAGGGAUUGCUGCUUAGGAAACUUCAGUGGUAUGAAGAUAAUGUAGGAGAUGAGAUUUUUGAGAAGUUGCGGGGUGUGAAUUUUCGUACGUAUCCCUCACAGGUAUACACAAACAGAUAUAUAUCUCAUGUCAUUACGGAGAGAACUAACAGGGAUGUCGGGUUGAAGCAUAAAUGUCAGGGGGAUUUUGUUAAGGGUUUAGAAAAUAUACGGAUCAAUAUUUUGGUUGAGAUGUGUAUCAGAUUGCGGGAGAAGGAUCAGUACGAGCUUUAAUUUGUUGUGAAACGAUGCUGGAAAGGUAGAGUUUUCAUUUUCCCCCCGGGUUUUCGGCUCUAAUGACUAACUGAAAUUUUCCUCUUUUUUUGUCUGGGAUUCGUAUUCGUCUCCAAUUGUAUGUGAUUGUUAGCAUGACAUAUAAAGAGGGAGUUUAAGCCUUGCUAGGUCUCCCUUCAAUACAAAUACCGAUAUGAUUAUACUAUUCA
Messenger RNA from Salvia splendens (bonfire salvia), 2358 nucleotides. RefSeq names its product heterogeneous nuclear ribonucleoprotein 1. NCBI's taxonomy places the organism in Eukaryota, Viridiplantae, Streptophyta, Magnoliopsida, Lamiales, Lamiaceae. Bases 463 to 1893 code for a protein of 476 amino acids. The record is from RefSeq and is a predicted model, not a curated record. Gene Ontology annotation, molecular function: mRNA binding. Gene Ontology annotation, biological process: regulation of translation. The transcript has 4 exons.